AUGUCUUCUGAACAAGAAUUGAAAAAACUUAACUACAAGCGUGGGGUUAUUAAAAGCAAACUUAAUGCCUUUCAGAAGUUCGUUUCGAAUGUAGCAGCCGAGCCGCAAUUGAGUGAUUUGCAGCUUGCCGAGUUACAGUUAAGAUUUGACAAUACAGAGCCUUUAUACGAUGAAUUUGAUGCAUUACAGACAGACAUCGAGAUUUUGUCUGCGUCUGCAAGCGGAGGGGAUAUCGGAGAGGAGUGGGCUCUCUUCGAGAAGACCUACUUCGCGAGCAUGUCGUCUGCGCAAGUGCUGAUUGAAAAGUAUUCGAGGCGUAAUUUUCCCAUCAAUGAGUCGGAGGUAAGCUCUGCUAAUACCGUUGUCAGGGCACACAAUUCAGACUUCAUGAAAUUACAAAAAAUCAAUUCACUUGAAAUACCGUCAUAUUCAAAUACUGACAUCCCGAGUUCAUGGGAGUCAGAUUCAAUUAAGUCAGAACAAAACGUUUGUGAGGAGCAGCCUUUAAAGACUGAUCCUGACGAGCAAUUCAAACUAUCCAUGCAGUUCAAGGAGUCGCCUGCGGUUCUGGGGCACUCAUUUCAGCGUACUUCAGCUGCGUUUCUUUCAAUAGAGCGUUGCUUAGAAAGCAAUCCAGAUAGGGGAUCCAUCGUUGAUUUGCCAGAAAUGGCAGAGCAAUCUCAUGUUGUCAAUCAACAACCAGAAAACACAUUCACACGGUCUCCUCCGUUUCACGGUGAUGGCAAACUCAUUUGUGUGGGGGGAAGACUGAGCAACUUCAGCUACAAUUAUGAGCCCAGUCAUCCAGUGUUGCUCAGUUUAAUAUUCAAGUUUUAUAACAGCGCGUUCUUGCGUGGUGAUCUGGUCAAGAUAUCCAGCCAAAACAGUACUAUUUCAGCAUCUGUGUGUCUUGCAACGGAAGCAGCGCACCUCUUACUUUAUUCAGAUUUUAAUAAAAAUGCUUAUAUUGCAGCCUUGCGCCGAUUCAUUGCGCAUUCAUUCAUUCAGACAAUAUUGUCUGAUAAUGCAUCAACGUCAUCGCAGGAGAAAUCUUGGACGGCGUUCUGGUUGUCGUGACGGAUAAAACUGCCUUCUCUCGGUCGAGUCAUCCGAGGCAUCCAUGGCAGCGACGGGUCCGCACGCGGAGCACAGCAUAUACAGACGAAGAUAGGAGGCCACCCGACGGGGUAGUCAACAACAUCUCUCCUCUCGCUUGAAGACCAACAAUUGAAGUUCUCAGACUUCAAGGCCGGGAGCAUGUUACGAAACGUUCAAAAAUGCACCCAUUUUUGAUCCUUGUUCGUUGUAACGGAACUAAUUACGGAGUGUAAUAAAAAAUAAUCCUUGUACAUUUUUAUAUAAUUUUAAUUUCAUGUAAACAAAUAAUCUAAUAAUUAAUUAUAUUCAAUUUGCAUAUUUUGUAAUUAAAAUAUUCAAUAAAAUGUAUAAAUUCAAGCAUAAUUCAAAUCUCCAUGUUCAAAUUUAAGUAUGGCAAUUUUGUAUUCAAAAACGUUGACAGUUUACAGAGCUUUCAAAAACUUACGGUUAU
This is a messenger RNA of Cydia pomonella (codling moth), 1549 nucleotides long. RefSeq lists its product as uncharacterized. The record is from RefSeq and is a predicted model, not a curated record. The coding region runs from base 1 to 1077 and encodes 358 amino acids. Lineage: Eukaryota; Metazoa; Arthropoda; Insecta; Lepidoptera; Tortricidae. The transcript is spliced from 2 exons.